Molecule: messenger RNA, 1194 nt
Organism: Aspergillus puulaauensis
Lineage: Eukaryota; Fungi; Ascomycota; Eurotiomycetes; Eurotiales; Aspergillaceae
Product: ribokinase family protein
Exons: 3
Coding region: 1-1194 (397 amino acids)
Source: RefSeq, a predicted model, not a curated record
AUGCCCGGCGAAGGUAGUGCUGCAGAUGGUAUCGUGAGGUACGAUACCGACUUCUGUACUCUGGGCAUGUUUAUUCUUGAUGAUAUCGAUUUCGGGGGAACUCAACCGAACGUAAAGAAUGUCCUCGGAGGUGCGGCUUCUUUUGCCGUCAUUGGAGCCCGUCUUGCCGCUGGGAAAGAGCACUCGCGAUCCGUCAGUUGGAUUGUUGACGUUGGCUCUGAUUUUCCAUCAGAUGUUCUAGACGUGAUCAAAGCGUGGGAUACAGACUGUGUGAUUAGGACUGACUCCGGGAGAUUGACCACGAGAGCAUGGAACGGUUACGGGCCCAAUGAAGAACGAGCUUUUCAAUACUUGACUCCUAAAUUACGGUUGGAGCCGUAUAUGCUGUCGGACUCCCAGGUAUCUUCAAAGACGUUCCACAUGGUCUGUUCUUCCUCCCGUUGUAUAUCCAUAGUACAGGAUAUUCUACGACGUCGGGAGGAGCUACAAAGCAAAGCGAAGAUUCCUGAUUCUGCCAGUGAUAGACCCAUUUUCGUAUGGGAGCCUGUGCCUGAUAUGUGCACUCCUGAAGAGCUGCAAAAAUUCUUAGAGGCCUGUCGUCAGGUCGAUAUUGUGAGCCCCAAUGACCUAGAACUGGGGAUGAUGUUCGGGCAACCUUCUUGGAGCGAAGGAAGCGCGUCCGGGGAGGACCUCGUGAACCGAAUCCUUGAAUCAGGGGUUGGACCUCGAGGAGAAGGGCACUUAGUUAUCAGGGCGGGAAAAGACGGCUGUUACUCUUAUUCUAGGAACAUGAAGCUCUGGCUGCCCGCGUAUCAUCAGCCUGGUGCCUCAGCAAGUCCUCCAGUUGUUGACCCAACAGGAGCUGGAAACUCCUUCUUAGGCGCUAUGGCCCAGGGAAUGGUGAGCGAGGGCAGACACCCCGCGAAAACCAUUGAUUCAGUUCUCGCGGGGUCCGCGUAUUGGCGGGAAGCAAUCGUGCCUUCCGGAAAGCACAAAAUCCUAGUUGCCUUGAUCCUUGCCACCGUGGCUGCAGGUUUUGUCGUUGAACAGAUUGGGGUACCUCGCCAGUCUACGUCUCUCGAAGGGAAAGAACAUUGGAACGGAACUGAAUUCACGGAACGAGUCCGCCUGUACACACAGGGAUUAUAUCGAACAUUUGAAGAAUCUCCCCAAAAGCACUUGCAGAUCAACUGA